Owenia fusiformis is the source of this 1398-nucleotide messenger RNA. The record is from the annotation of a GenBank genome assembly. NCBI's taxonomy places the organism in Eukaryota, Metazoa, Annelida, Polychaeta, Sabellida, Oweniidae.
AUUGUCACAUCAUCUGACUUGUUUGGAGUACACAUGUUAAAUGUGGAAAAUCAUCUUCAAGAAUAUGUUUUACUGAGAGUAUACUGAAGUAAUAGAAAUAGAACCAAAGGGACAAUGGAGACUGUCAUCCUUCAUCAGUUUCAAAGGGGUCCAAACAUCCCCAACUUGUCACCGUUUUGUCUGAAGCUAGAGACGUAUCUACGGGUGGCCAAUAUACCUUACCAGAGCAAGUUUGGAAUAAAGAUGUCGUCUAAGGGUAAAUGCCCAUGGAUAGAGCACAGGGGAACGUCAAUAGCGGACUCGCAGUUCUGUAUAGAAUAUUUGAAUAAGGAAUACAAUGUCAACCUUAAUGCACAUCUGAAUGACGAACAGAGAGCCAUCUCGAGAUCUUUCAAAUCGCUUCUCGAAGACAGUCUUGUAUGGACUAUGAUACACCGAUGGCUAUGGAACGAGGAAAUGCGGACGUUGUUGAAGAUCCCCAGGGUGCUUUGGUGGGUGGUGAAGCGUUCAGUGAGAAAGGCCAGUUGGGCCCAUGGAAUGGGAAGACAUAGCCCAGAUGAGAUCGCAGAAAUAGCUAGAAAAAACAUGGACGCUAUUUCUAAUCUCCUAGGGUCAAAGAAGUAUAUGUUCGGAGAUGAGGUAUCUGAACUGGACUGUAUAGCGUUUGGUGUACUUGGACAAGCGCUAUGGCAGAUGCAAGGAUGCCCACAUGAACGUUUCAUCACACAAGAUUUUAGAAACUUGACGGAUUAUCUGAAUAGGAUGAAGACUACAUACUGGGGAGAUUGGGAUGACUGUUUGCAUAAAGGAGAUAAACACAGCUUCACGUGAACAAGCAGCAACUGUAGAAUUGUCAAACUAGCAUCUUAAUUGGAUUAUGAGGAUCACAACUAGCCUCAAGUGUCAGAAUCUAUGUUAUCUAAUUUAAUUUAUUGUAUUCACUUUUAAAACAGUGGAACUUAGUUAAUACUACUGCAGCAGAUAAAACAUAAAAGUACAAGUUGUACUAUGGUCAACAGUAAUUAGACUCGCUCCAAGUAUCAUUGACUUCUUUAUAUUUAAAAGGAUGUAAUGUUCUUGUAAAAAUCAAGACAAAGAAAUAUGACCCGGAUGACAAACAGCUAAUCAUGAAAAUAAGGCCAUCCUAUAGAAGGGGAGGUGUUAUGCACCAUUCAAAGAAUAAGGAGUAAGGACUUUUGAAAUGAAAUUUUAAUUUCAUCGUCGUAAUGUCGUAAUGUUGAUCUAUUACGCUCUUUGUCAGACAAGAUUUAUGAAAAUAAUCACUAAGGUCCAGCAAAGAGGAGAAAGAACCCAGAGCGUUAGAAAUGACAGACAUACAUCUCUUGACUACCACCUUCGUUUGUCAGAAUUUUCACCGGCUAAUGUAUACGAAUACAA